AAAUAUCAAGGACAUAAUUAUUUAAUGACUAUAAUUGAUAGUCUGCAAAAAUCUUUCAUAGGAUUCUGACUACUUCAAUCACCUUACUUCAAUACAUUAUUUUUCUGAAAUAAUAAAAUGCCAAGUCUUAUCCUGAAAUCCUAAACUUAUAAAGAAUUAAUAGCACACUAAAAUUUGACACAUUUCCUAUGAUGGUUGAUGGUAUCAUGGUUGCAGACAUCCUGUUUUCUGAUCUUAGAUUCCGAAUGGAGUUACUGAGCAGCCACAACAGUUUGGUGUUGAUAUGAUUCCAUUUAUGUGCCAAAUUGGUUCCGGAAGAAGUACAUGCAAAGUGGAUUUUUUUCUUUUUCAUAUAUUCAGACAUAUUUUUCUCACACUAAAGUAGUUUUCUAUUUAAAGGGAUAGUCUUUGAAUCAGUUUGUAACAUGAGUUUCUUAGAGGUAAAAUAAAUGUCUUCAUUACACUUAUUUACAUGCUUCCUGUGGAAAUUCAUUUCUCCAUCCUUCACAUUCCCAACAAAACGUCCAUCUACAUGAAGCACAGCCCCACCAGUUUACAAUCUCUCUGAAUGCACCUUGAUUGUUUUCACUCACGUAUCCCCUAGUGGAAUAGGUCUUAAUCAGAGAGAGGCACAUAUCAGAAUACUCUUGAAAGUUCUUUAAAAAAAAUACACAGGCCUGGACCCCACAUCAAACCUGAAUCAAGAGGGGAGAUUGGAGUGUACAUUUUGGAAACGUUCUCUGGUGAUUCUGAUCAGUUGACCUUUAGUUAAGAGCUGAGAGCUCUUUUCUAGCAGUGCUAAGACAAGUGUUUGAGAAAUGAUUAGUAGAAUGAAUUCUUCUACAAUGUCCUAAAAUCCUCCACAUUUUUGAGGCACAAUUCAAUGCCUCUGUCUGUUCAGCAUCUCUCAUUCUUUUUGUCUAUGCUUAUCUCUAUCCUACUCUCAUUCCUGUCCGUGCUUAUCUCCGCUCUUCCACACUGCUGUUAUUGUUCAAUAGAAUAACCCUCUCUGUUUUAUCCUUCCAUCCAUUUCCUCUAGAAAGAAACCAUGAACUACUUAAGCAUAGGGUCUAUCUUGUAUUUCUUUUUAAUCAUCUUCCUUCACCAUCCAAAAUUUUCCAUAUCACACAUUUUAUUUCCCUUUUAGCACUUCUCACUACCUAAAAUUAUUUUGUGUAUUGUUUCCUUAUUAUGUGUUCCCCCUUAACAGAAAGUAAGGUCAUUAAAAACAAGGACAUUACAACCUAUUCAAAGUUCUAUUCCCAGUGCCUAGAAGAGUAUCUUGUUCUCAAAAUAUAUUGGCUGAGUAAAUGAACGACCUAGAGGAUUCAGUUUUUUGUGUAAAUGUAGUUAACUGUAUAUGACAUUCAGUUUCCAUUGUAGCAAAUCAUCCACUGCCUUCAGUCCCAUCUGCUAAGUUCUUGUUCUACAAAAGCCAUCAUGUUAAGGCUAUAAAGGGCAAAUAAUUUUAUUUUACUAGUAUGCCAAGGCACCCAAUAAGCAAGUUCAUUUAAGGCCUCUUUUUGAAGGAACUGGAAAUCGUAUAUUCUUUAGCAUGAAUACAUUCAAAGGCGAAAAGUAGAAAAUUAUAGACAUCUAAAUGGAGCUAAUCAUUUGUUAAUAAUAUAGAAAAUGUUACUUAUAGAGAAUUUCUUAAUUUUAGUUUGGGGGUUUGUGUGUUGACUCAUAAAAAUGACCAUAGUGUAAUACUUACUCAGACCCUGGCACUAGCUGUAAAAACUCAAGAUCAAUUAUACGAACAAACACAGAAUUAUACUUUUUGUUCUAUAGCACACCUUUUAGCUGACUCAAAGUGAGUUUGCUUCCACUAUACAUAUAAAAUUUUAUCAUGCUCCAGAUACUAGACACCAAAAUGAAUGGUUGGCUAGGGCCAUUUGCCGUUAGAGUUGCUGUUAACCUCAUACUAGAUGAGGAAACCAUCAAGUUAUCAGGAUAAACAAGAGUUGCUUCCUUACUUAGAUUUCUUAAAAUUGUUCCUCCUUGUCUCAGCUUAGCAUGUAAAGAAUCCUACAGUUACGCAGAGUUGGUUUCCUUCUCAUGCGUAUAUUCCAGAAUGCCAUGAGUCAUCAAGGGGUGCUGCCAUUGUGAUGCAAUGGUGAUGACGCCCCAUGUUGCCCUAUGAUGCACCAUAAAAUGUUCAAAAUGGUUAGUCUUAAUGUGAAGUAGGUACAAAGUUCAUGGCUUGAAAAUAUUGAAGGAGAUUAUUUCACUUGCUCUCCGAGCCCGGCCGGGCCUGCGAGCACCGCAGCACAGCCCCGUCUCCGUCUCUCCCAUCCCCCGCCAGCGCGCAGCUCCCGCCGAGUUGCCCCAGAGACCGCGACGCCGCCGCCGAGGGACCAAUGAGAGCCCCGCUGCUGCCGCCGGCGCCGGUGGUGCUGUCGCUCUUGAUCCUCGGCUCAGCCCAUUAUGCUGCUGGAUUGGAUGUCAAUGACACCUACUCUGGAAAAGAGGAACCGUUUUCUGGGGACCACAGUGCUGAUGGGUUUGAGGUGACCUCAGGAAGUGAGAUCUCCCCUGUGAGUGAAAUGCCUUCUAGUAGCGAACUGCCCUUGGGUCUCGACUAUGACUAUGAAGAAGAGUAUGACAACGAACCACAAAUAUCCGGCUAUAUUGUAGACGAUUCCAUCAGAGUUGAGCAGGUAGUUAAGCCCAAGAAAAACAAAACAGAGAGUGAAAAGACUUCAGAUAAACCCAAAAGAAAGAAAAAGGGAGGCAAAAAUGGAAAAAAUAGAAGAAACAAAAAGAAGAAAAAUCCAUGUGAUGCAGAAUUCCAAAAUUUCUGCAUUCAUGGAGAAUGCAAAUAUAUAGAGCACCUGGAAGCAGUAACGUGCCAGUGUCAUCAGGAUUACUUUGGUGAGCGGUGUGGGGAAAAGUCCAUGAAGACUCACAGCAUGGUUGACAGUAAUUUAUCAAAAAUUGCUUUAGCGGCCAUCGCUGCCUUUGUCUCUGCCGUGAGCUUCACAGCUCUUGCUGUUGUUAUUACAAUCCAGCUUCGAAAACGAUACUUCAGGCACUGUGAGGGAGAAGCUGAAGAACGAAAGAAACUUCGACAAGAAAAUGGAAAUGCACAUACCAUAGCAUAACUGAGGGUGGCAGAUCGGAGUCACUGUCAUGUGACAACCAUGAAGAGCUGGUGCCUCUUUUCAGUGGAUCAUAAGAAAACAGAACCUUUUUGUUCUGAUGGUUUUAAACUUUCAAUUGUCACUUUUUAUGCUAAGUCUUAUUUCUGUACAUAAAGCGGCAUGCAGAUAAAAAGUA
Messenger RNA from Equus caballus (horse), 3279 nucleotides. RefSeq names its product amphiregulin (gene AREG). Gene Ontology annotation, biological process: epidermal growth factor receptor signaling pathway; positive regulation of cell population proliferation. The record is from RefSeq and is a predicted model, not a curated record. NCBI's taxonomy places the organism in Eukaryota, Metazoa, Chordata, Mammalia, Perissodactyla, Equidae. Gene Ontology annotation, molecular function: epidermal growth factor receptor binding; growth factor activity.